Messenger RNA from Sclerotinia borealis F-4128, 2613 nucleotides. The record is from the annotation of a GenBank genome assembly. Lineage: Eukaryota; Fungi; Ascomycota; Leotiomycetes; Helotiales; Sclerotiniaceae.
AUGUUGGGAAAUUGGUCUCAAGGUGGUCCUCCAGGGCCUCCUCAGAACUACAACAAUAAUUACAAUGCUUCACCACCGAAGGCGCCUAAUGGACGUCCCCCAAUCUGCUUCACAUGUGGCCAAGAAGGUCAUUAUGUCAAAGAUUGUCAAAAUCAAAAUCAAAAUGGUCAAGUUGCUAUGGCUGCUUCUCAGGCUUCUCAGGCUCCUCAGGCAGCAAAUGUCGAUGUUUAUAGUGCAAUCCACCAAACAAAGCAGUGGGCAAAUGUUCAAAAUGGUCAGAUGGGUUCCAAAUAUGCUCCCCAUCCUGGUUUUGAAAGUGCUUCGGUGUCACAAUUUACGGGCCCUGGUCAAUAUCCUCAAAUCAAUGGACCGCCUGUACAUGCUUCAUAUGCAGCAUCAAAUCCGCCUUAUCAGCAAUAUCCGACCACACAUCCUCAACAGCAGAACCACCAGCAGCAGGGCCACUCACACCAGGCUUAUUCUAACUAUAACCAGAACAAGCAGUACAAACAGCCUGUUGCCAAUGGACCUCAAAGCUAUCAAGCUCCUUUCAACCAGUAUCCCCAAUCUAAUUCACCACAACUAUAUGGGCUACCAACUCAUCCCAUGAAUGGGCAACAUUAUCCAUUCCCUUCCACUCCUACUACCCCUUUCCAGCCUCAAGAAAAUGAUUACAGCCAAGAUUACAAUAAUCAAGGCCCAUCAGCAACCUAUCAAGAUCAAGGCCCGUCCAAUCAAGGGCAGUGGAAUGGUUCACCGCCAGCAGCGACUCCCUUUAAUGCGCCACAACCACAGCAAGAGCAACCAAAUUCUGGCAUUAAUCGUGAUUUUAGAAGAUCUCAGUCACAGCAGUCUCAGCAGUCUCAACAAGGAGAAAGUCAGUUAGGAUCUCAGCAGCCUUCAUUUCAAUCCCCGGAACUGAAUAAACGUGGGCUGUACAUCCCUCGAUCUAAAAAUACCCCACACACUGCCCCCCACAAACUUUCUUCUCAGCCUGCCGAAGCAUCAAGAGCUUCAAGUGAGGAUAGUACACCAUAUGGUUCGCCUACUGCAAACAACAAUAUAUCUGAAUGGGAUGGCCAUCCAGCCGCUCUGGAGGAAGGCAGUGACCGGACUGACGAGGAGAAGCAAUUCAAUUGGGAUUACAAAAGUAUCUUCAAACCCGCAGGCGAAAAACACGAAACUGUUGCGCUUGCACAACCUCUGGCUAACAGAUUUGAUAUGACCCCGGUCCCUCUCAUCGAUAAGAAAUCAACUAUUACGAUAUCGAGGUAUGCAAGAAGAGAAAAUCUAAAGGAGUACAUGCGAAGCGUCAGAAAAACACCUCAGUGGCCAUACUUACAGGAAGAUCCAACUUUCCAGGAGUCCCAGACAGGAGAAGACUCGAUAUCUUUUGAAGACCUUGAUGCUUAUAUGAAAUUGAGGCAUGGCAAUGCAUAUACACCUGUUGCGGCUCGAAAGGCAUCUGCAGUGAUAUCACGUACCGGUAAGCGUAAAGCAAGCACAUCGGAACAAGACGAUGUGGAUGAACAAUUACAAAACGAAUUUUCAACCUUGCAAAACAAACGACAAAAGGUUGACGACCAGUCUCAGCCAUCUAACCAUGCGGACGGCUUGCCCAGAUUUAGUGAUAAUGAUGCAGGGAACAAAAGCCCCACUCUUGCUGAAGCGUCAGACGAUAUCUGGGCCCCUCAGGCGGGGGAGAGUGCCGAUCCAACGGAGGCGUUAUUGGCAUCUUUAGGUGUUUCUGGUGCCCCAAAACCGGUUGAGCCUGGACCACCAGUCAUGAUUCCUAUUGAGGAGUUUCAGCAACCUAUCUACAGUCCCCAACAGCCUCCUUAUGAUCCCCAGCAAGCUUCCUACAAUACUCAGCAAGCUCCUUACAGCCAACAGCCCCAAUUCAAUGUUCAUCAACCUCCCUACAAUGCUCAGCAGCCUUCAUAUAUUCAACAGCUUCCUUUCAAUGCUCAACAGCUCACCUAUACUCAACAGCCUCCUUUCAAUCCUCAGCAGCCUCCCUACAACCAGCAAUAUCACUUCAAUGCCCAACAGCCUUACUAUAGCCAGCAGCCCCCUUUCAACCCCCCACAGGCUUCUUUCCAUACCCAGCAGCCUUUCUACAAUGCCCAGCAACCUUACAAUCCUCAGCAGCAUGCUUUUCAUCCUAGCAUGGCAAAUCAACCUUUCAGACAAGAUCCUAGUUAUGCUAACGCUCGUCCUCCGUUUUCCGCACCACAAAUGUUGAAUCAGCACAUACCUCCUCCUCCUCCUCCACCCCCAAUGGAAGAGGAGCCUUUGUUCGACCCAUGGCCAGAACACAACGUCACGACAACACCACCUCCUCCUGACCACACGGAUAAUGACAAGGAAAAUGGUGAUAAGGAAAACUUAAAAAAGGGAGAUGAGGGAUAUGUUUCGCCAGAAUCUCCUUUAAGCCCUACUUCUUUGGAAAUCCUCGGGAAAAUAAAUAAAAUACCUGUAAAACCACGCAAAAUCGUACGAGUAAUCAGCGGCAAGAAAGGCAAAGAAUCUCAGCGUCCAUCUGAGGAUGGUGCGCCGAAACUCAAAAGAGCGGCGCCAGUGGUGGAUGCGGCUUACAGUCGCCGUUGGUAG